Molecule: messenger RNA, 1880 nt
Organism: Cutaneotrichosporon oleaginosum
Lineage: Eukaryota; Fungi; Basidiomycota; Tremellomycetes; Trichosporonales; Trichosporonaceae
Biological process (GO): ribosomal large subunit assembly
Cellular component (GO): nucleolus
Molecular function (GO): protein binding
Source: RefSeq, a predicted model, not a curated record
GUUUAGCACCGCCAAUCCCCCGCAGACUUACCAACACAACAUGGCGACGCAGCUGCCCCCGCCGAAACGCCAGAAGAGCGCGUACUCCAAGAGUAUUGCGCCGCCCGUGGUGCCCGAGCCCGCGGCGCCGAUCCCCAGUAUCGUGGUGCAGUUUAAGAAUGCCGAGACGGGCGAGAGCGUCGGCCCCGCGAUCAACCUCCCAGCCGAUACGGGGCGGGAUGCGCUGCAGAUGCUCAUCAACAAGCUGAAGGGAGAGGACGAGGACCCGAUGCCGUACGCGUUCCACUUGUUGCCGAAGGAGGGGGCGCGGGUCGCGAUCCACGAGAGCAUCAACGCGGACGCGCUGGCGUCGAACAAGUUCUCGCCGGAAGAUGUGUUCGAGCUGUGGGCCGAGCCGCAGGCCGUGUUCCGUGUGCGCGGAGUCGGACGGUGUAGCGCGACGCUGAGCGGGCACGGGAGCCCGAUUUUGUGCACGGCCCAGUCGCCUACUGGGCGGUAUGCCGCGACGGGGUCGGGCGACGCGACGGCACGGAUUUGGGACAUGGAGACGGAGACGCCGAAGCAUACGCUCGCGGGCCACCGCGGCUGGGUGCUCUGCACGGAGUGGGAUGGGAUGGAGAAGACGCUCGCGACGGGCGGGCACGACGGGCAGGUGCGCGUGUGGGACGCCAAGACGGGCAAGGGGAGCCAGCCGAUGACGGGGCACACCAAGUGGAUCACGUCGCUUGCGUGGGAGCCUCUCCAUCUCGCAAAGGGGGACACGCAGAGGUUGGCGAGCGCGAGCAAGGACGGGACGGUGCGCGUGUGGAACACAGGCAACCGCAAGCUCGAGUUCGUGUUGACGGGGCACGCGGCGAGCGUCAACGCUGUGCGGUGGGGCGGUGAGAAUGUCAUCUACACCGGUUCGUCGGACCGGACAGUCAAGGUGUGGAGCGGUGUCGACGGCAAGUUGAUCAGGACGCUCAACGAGCACGCGCACUGGGUAAACACCGUAGCGUUGUCGACCGACUUCGUCCUCCGCACCGGGCCAUACGACCACACGGGCAAGCACCCGGCCGACGUGAACGAGGCGAAGGCACGCGCGCUAGCGCGCUACCGCGCCCAUGUGGCGACCCAACCCGAGACGUUGAUCACGGGAAGCGAUGAUCACACGCUGUUCUUGUGGCCGGACCAGGCUGCGCCGCCAGUAUCGGGCAACCCGAAGAAGCCGGCGGCGCGUCUCACGGGCCACCAGAAGCAGGUGUGCCAUGUGGCAUUCAGCCCCGAUGGUCGGUUUGUAGCGAGUGCAGGCUUCGACAACGCUGUGAAGCUGUGGGAGGGGAAGACGGGCAAGUUCGUUGCCAGCUUGCGCGGGCACGUCGCGGCUGUGUACCGCGUCGCGUGGAGCGCGGAUAGUCGGAUGCUCGUGUCGGCGAGCAAGGACUCGACGCUCAAGUUGUGGAACCUCAAGACUUUCAAGAUCAAGAACGACCUGCCGGGACAUACAGACGAGGUCUACUGCGUCGAUUUCGUUGCGGACAAGGUCGUCAGCGGGGGGCGCGACAAGACGGUCAAGAUCUGGCGUCACUAGAGUUCCUAGAGUCCGGGGCUAUAGACGAGCUACAUGCAUACCUUGUACAUCAUAGCUUGACGCGGGUUAAACAUUACGGCGUGCACAUUUCCACUCGCUGUUGGAAUAAGCUAUGCAUAAAGGCUACCGCGACGACACGACACGCAACGGCUACACUACUACUGUCACUGAAGGAGAACAGAGCAAGACCUGACACACGCGAGCUGCACGGGGGCUACAGCUUGGAGAACACGAGCCCAAUGACGACGUACGCGAUCGUGAGGGGCGGGGUAAGGACGGCGUACGACCAAGAGAUUGUCUUGGAGAUGAG